AGGCCCCAGCACGCAAAACGACCGAACCUACCUAUAAAGCCACGCCACCCUCGCGUCGCACCGCACAACCGGGCAAGGCAGAGCCGUGGCAACCAACUACUCCGUACUAGACAAUUCCCCCAGCCUGCCUCUCUCUCUGUCUCUGUGUCCCUCUCCCUCUCUUCUCUCUCCACCGCUCGGCUCGCGCGCGGCGGGCGGCGUGGCUCCGCGGGCGGGAAGCGCCGGUUUGGGGACGUCGGCGGCGGCGGGGGGUAUCGCCGGCGACGAGCUGUUUUGGGUAUGAUAGGGGUUAUUCAUGCGGCGCCGACCACAAGCGUCCCCUGCGGAUUCAUGGACGGCCUCCUCAUCUUCGUCUUCUACCUCUCGCUUCCUAUACGUGGCGGCCGUAACCACGCGUUAAUUGCCUCCUCAUCUAAUUGUUAGCCGCCGCCGGCCCGGUCGGUCGGUUGAUCUCGCUCGCCACACUCACUCUGCGCUCCGAUUUCUCCGAUUCGAGCCUUCCCGUCGUCGUCGCCAUCGGACGCACUUCGGAUCGGGUCAGGUUCAUUUCGUCGCUUCAGAGGAUGGACCAGCCGGCUAAUAGCUUCGCCGCCGGAGGUCUGUUUCUUCAUCACAUUGAUAGGCAAAACUCUUCUCCCCCUUCUGUAAUUGUAAUUGGGGGAGGGAUUUCAGGCAUUGCAGCCGCACGUGCUUUGUCUAAUUCUUCAAUUAAGGUCAUGCUCUUAGAGUCGAGGAACCGACUUGGUGGCCGUGUGCACACCGACUAUUCUUUUGGUUGCCCAAUUGACAUGGGAGCAUCUUGGUUGCAUGGUGUAUGCAAUGAGAAUUCUUUGGCGCCAUUGAUUAGGCUGCUUGGGCUUAGGUUAUAUCGCACAAGUGGUGAUAACUCUGUGCUGUAUGACCAUGAUUUUGCGAGUUAUGCUCUAUUUGAUAAGCAUGGUCGGCAAGUUCCCCAGGAGAUCGUUAUCAAAGUUGGGGAAACAUUUGAGAAAAUUCUUAAGGAGACGGUGAAAGUAAGAGAUGAAAAUGCAGAUGACAUGCCUCUUAUUCAAGCCAUUUCAAUUGUCCUCGACAGGAAUCCACAUCUGAAGCUGGAAGGCUUGCAAUACGAAGUGCUGCAGUGGUGCAUAUGUAGACUGGAGGCAUGGUUUGCUACAGACACGGACAGCAUAUCUCUGAAAAAUUGGGAUCAGGAACAUGUUCUUACUGGUGGACAUGGUCUUAUGGUGAAUGGCUAUGAUCCUGUCAUCAAAGCUCUUGCUCGAGAUCUUGAUAUUCACCUCAACCACAGAGUCACAAAAAUCAUCCAGCGUUAUAAUAAAGUUAUUGUAUGUGUGGAAGAUGGGGCAAGUUUUGUUGCAGAUGCUGCUAUAAUAACUGUCCCCCUUGGCGUGCUUAAGGCAAAUAUCAUCAAAUUUGAACCUGAGCUACCAGAAUGGAAACUUUCAGCAAUCUCUGAUCUUGGUGUUGGCAUCGAGAACAAGAUAGCUCUCAAGUUCAACACUGUAUUUUGGCCAAAUGUAGAAGUACUAGGUAGGAUUGCCCCAACAUCAAAUGCCUGUGGUUACUUUCUCAACCUUCACAAAGCCACAGGAAAUCCAGUCCUUGUAUGCAUGGUAGCCGGAAGAUUUGCUAAUGAAUUUGAGAAACUAUCAGAUGAGGAAUCUGUGAACUUUGUCAUGUCUCAGCUCAAGAAAAUGCUGCCAGAGGCAACUGAACCGGUUCAGUAUUUGGUUUCACGGUGGGGCAGUGACCCAAAUUCACUCGGUUCCUACUCAUGCGACUUGGUAGGGAAACCAACUGACCUGUAUGAAAGAUUCUGUGCUCCGGUGGGCAACCUGUUUUUCGCUGGGGAGGCCGCCUGCAUCGAUCACUCUGGGUCUGUGCAUGGAGCUUAUUCGUCAGGCAUUGCUGCUGCAGAGGACUGCCGAAGGCGUCUAUCGACGCAGCUAGGUAUCUCCGACCUGUUCCAGGUCAGGAAGAUUGUUAUGAGGGAGGAGAUGACUGAAGUCAUGGUUCCCUUCCAGAUAUCCAGGCUAUAAGAGAAGAACGAACUUAUCUAUUUAAGCACCGUACUUAUCUAUUUAAGCACCGUAUUAUCCUGCAGCAGAGAAGGUUAACAAUGUUGCUGCUUCGCAGGACUGCGUUCAAAACUGUUUAUUUCGCAGUUUGAUGUUUGAUGUAACAUAAAAUAAUAUAGACCACCUUGUUAGAAUU
Molecule: messenger RNA, 2217 nt
Organism: Phragmites australis (common reed)
Lineage: Eukaryota; Viridiplantae; Streptophyta; Magnoliopsida; Poales; Poaceae
Product: polyamine oxidase 5-like
Exons: 10
Coding region: 564-2042 (492 amino acids)
Biological process (GO): polyamine catabolic process
Cellular component (GO): peroxisome
Molecular function (GO): polyamine oxidase activity
Source: RefSeq, a predicted model, not a curated record